AUGAAUUUCUCGGCUGCUCAAGGGACCAUAAAAUCUUCGGGUAUGCAUGUACCAUUAUCGUUUGCUAAAGUUGUAAACAAUACUACGGAGAAGGUGAAGGUGAAUUUUAGGGAGAUGGAGUCUACAGAGAGUGUAGAUGGAGCUGAUGUUGUUAUUCCGUUGUCUUCAGUCAAGCAAGUCACGGACAGGUAUGCAAACACUCUGUAUGGGUACUUUUUGGGCAAACGUCUAGCAUUUCCUGUGGUGGACUUUUUUGCUAAAAGUAAUUGGGUUAAGUAUGGUUUGUCGAGGUUGAUGAUGAAUGCAAACGGAUUCUUUUUCUUUAAGUUUAAAACAAAGGAAGGGAUGGACAACAUGUUAGAGGACGGGCCAUGGAUGAUAAGAAAUGUUCCGAUAAUUUUGAAGGAAUGGUCGGCCUCAGUUAAGCUAGAGAAAGAGGAUAUUAAAGCUAUUCCGGUCUGGGUAAAGAUGCAUGAUGUGCCGUUAGCGGCAUAUACAGAGGAUGGUAUUAGUUUGGUUGCCUCUAAAAUAGGGGUGCCCAAGAUGCUGGAUUCGUAUACUGCCACGAUGUGUGCUGAGUCUUGGGGCAGGAGUAGUUAUGCUAGAGCACUAGUUGAAGUUCAGGCGGGGGCUGAUUUAAAAAGAAGUGUUAUGGUUGCAAUUCCUUCUUUAGAUGGUAAUAGUUACUCAAAGGUCGUUAAAAUUGAAUAUGAUUGGGAACCUUUAAGGUGUUUUUCUUGCUGUGUGUUUGGUCAUGAAGAUAACUCGUGCCCAAAAAGCCAGCAGGUUGGUUCAAAUGGGGAAGCGGGUAAGAAGGGUGAUGAUUUUCAGGUUGUGGAUUCUAAAAAGAAGAAAGCUAACAACCCAGGCCUCCACAUGAAAAAUCAGAAAUCCAAGUUUAUUUAUAGACCAAUUAUCAAUCCAAAACCAAAACAGCCCUUGAGGAGUUCGAACCAGGUUUCAACAUCUAACCCUUUUGACGUCCUCAAGGAUGAUAAUGGAGAUCAGGGAGGUGCCACUGUGGGUCGUGUGGAGAAAAAGGUUACUCAGCCGAACGCCAAGCAGGAUUCGGAUGAGGAGGAGGUUGUUAAAGUCUAUAAUGAAACUAGUGAAUUUAUGACUUCGGGUACACGUCCUUCAUCUUCAAGAGCUGGGGCAAGCACAUCUUCCACAAAAUUUAGCAAUGGAUAG
Molecule: messenger RNA, 1191 nt
Organism: Helianthus annuus (common sunflower)
Lineage: Eukaryota; Viridiplantae; Streptophyta; Magnoliopsida; Asterales; Asteraceae
Exons: 1
Coding region: 1-1191 (396 amino acids)
Source: RefSeq, a predicted model, not a curated record